AGGCAAGAUCGGAAGAAGCGAAUUCACCAGACUCAUCACUGGGAAGACCCAGAGGCCCAGCUUUUUGCUUCCCAAGACUGGUAGAAUAGAAGCCAGACUCAUUACUGGGAAGACCCAGAGGCCCAAGCCAGGGCAUCUCAAGACUGUAAGAGAGAAGAAGCCAGAUUUAUCGCUCGGAUGGCUCGGGCCACCAGAGAAGUGAAGCCUCCGGACUUCUCCCUGGGAAGGAGCCGGGAGCUCGGCCUUGGGCAUCUCCCAAGACUGGCAGAAGAGAAACCAGACUCAUCACUGGGAAGGAACCAAGGGCUCAGCCUUGGGCACCCCAAGCUUUUCAGAAUUUACACAACAGCAGAAUCGGGGGUUCUGGGGCCGGAGUCCCAGCUGAAGCCUGAGGAGCUGAAUUUGAAUCGACCAACUCUGUCAACCAACCCCUCGGGGUUUCCACCUCCCAACCGUCAAAAAAGGUCAGAGGAGGGAGACUCCUAUUGGGAUCCUCUCCAGAGGGACUGCUUCUCAGCAGCGUCCGGGGGCCGGAAGACAGACUUAAAGCUCUCUGCUCACCUCCGGCCUCCCAAACAGAGAUCCAGUGUGGACUAAGGGCCGUGCCCCUAUGUUUCCUCCUACCACCAUGGGGGUAUUCUCGCCACAAGUCCGUGGUCUGCUCCAACUUCCUCCCAAAUGCCUCAUCUCCCGCUGACGGCAGAUACUGAAACCAGAGCCCGGGUCCGCCUGGGUCUCGGGCCUGGUUCUCGGCUCGGCCGAGGUGGGUGCUCGAUACCGCUGCCUGAAGAAGAUUUUCCAACCGGGCACUCUACUGGACCCUUAAAAAGAACGCUUGAAAACCCGAGGUCCACCAAACAUCCGUCUGACGCAACACAGUGUUUAAGUCCCGGGAUCUGGGCCUAUUGGGCAGCCGGAUUCGCUCAACCCGUACGGAAGCGGGAUCUCUUUCUGUCAGGGUUGGCUUUUCCCGAGCAAGCCUUUCUUUCCACAGUGAGCCGGGCACCGCGGGAGCCCCGAUGCCUCAGGAGCUCGGGCCGAAGCGCUAGACAAGCCGAGAGGUCCGGGAGCCCAACGGGGAAUGUCCCGCCCCGUCCCAUCCCACCCCGCCUCCCCGAGCCAGGGAGUCGCUCCACUCAGGAACGAGUUGGCAAUUAAAAAGGACAACACCCAUAAAGCAGCCAGUGACUUGGAGGCAGCUGACCUCCCUGCCAAGCUGGACCGGGGUGGAAUGGGCAGCAGCUGGGGCAGAGGUGCCGGGAAGCGACGGGGAACACCUGCCCAGACUCCAUCCCGGCGCGGCUGACCGAAAGGCCCCUCCAUCUCCGGCGGUCCCGCUCGGCAGAGAGAGGAAGAUGACGUUCGGCUACCCGCUGCAGGUGGCCGGGCUGGUCCUCGGAAGCCUGGGCACGGCGGGCACGCUGCUGGCGACCCUCCUGCCCCAGUGGCGGGUGUCGGCCUUCAUCGGCAGCAACAUCGUGGUGUUCGAGAGGAUCUGGGAAGGCCUCUGGAUGUCCUGCGUGCGCCAGGCCAGGAUCCGGCUGCAGUGCAAGUUCUACCCGUCGCUGCUGGCCCUGCCCCCGGCCCUGGAGGCUGCCCGCGCUCUCAUGUGCGUGGCCGUAGUCCUGUCCCUGCUGGCACUCCUCAUCGGCGUCUCCGGCGCCAAGCGCGUCCGGUGCGCGGGCUCGGACGAGCGGGUCAAGGGGUACCUGCUGGGGGCCUCCGGGGCCGGGUUCAUCCUGAGCGCCAUCGUGGUCCUCAUCCCCGUGUGCUGGACGGCCAACAUCGUCAUCCAGAACUUCUACGACCCCGCCGUCCACCCCGGGCAGAAGCGGGAGCUGGGGGCCGCGCUCUUCCUCGGCUGGGCCUGCGCGGGGCUGCUCGCCGUCGCCGGCGCCUUGUUGGGCGGCGUCUGCUGCUGUCGCUUCCGGGAAAACCGCCGGCUGGCCAAGGGCCCCAGGUACCCGUCCCCGAGGGCCGGGAGUCGGGGCGGGGGCCCGGGAGGAGGCCCGGCCGGGGGCCGGGGCCAGGACUGGGACCGGGAGGUGAAACCGCCCAUCAAGACCUCCGCCAGCUACGUCUAGCCACGGGGCCGGCCGCGGGUCCUCGACCCUCCCGGGCCUCCGCUGGCUUGAAACCGUGAGCGGAAAUGGCGGCAAAACAGUCCGGGACCGACCCGUCGAAGCCAGCCGUCCCGAGAGCGAUUACGGGGUCUCUGCUGGGACUUGUGGGGGGACCAAUGGAGCCUGACUCUAGGUGGGUGGUUUGGAGGGAUCCUUGGGGCGGUGGCGAUGGUUGUAUUAGACGAUUAGUGUCCUUUGGAGAGGAAUUAGAGGGGUCCCGCGCCCCCCGCCCGCAGCCCACCACAUGGAGCCGAGGUCCGGACCAGUGCACGAUGGGAAAUCGGGUGCCGUCAAAGAGACCGAGACCGGCAAACCUUAGUCAGGAGACCGUGGGAGGCCUGCGGGUAGAAAGGCUUCCUACUCGGCCGUGGGGAGCGGUUUUAGACGAUGGCUCUAAAUUGCCUCAUCGAAGUAUGUAAACCUGCUGUGGAUCGUUACUUCAUAGUAAAAUGUUUUCCCAAUCAAA
Messenger RNA from Tachyglossus aculeatus (Australian echidna), 2589 nucleotides. Its product is annotated as claudin-17-like. Gene Ontology annotation, cellular component: plasma membrane; bicellular tight junction. The record is from RefSeq and is a predicted model, not a curated record. Gene Ontology annotation, molecular function: structural molecule activity. Lineage: Eukaryota; Metazoa; Chordata; Mammalia; Monotremata; Tachyglossidae. The coding region runs from base 1356 to 2084 and encodes 242 amino acids. The transcript has a single exon. Gene Ontology annotation, biological process: cell adhesion; bicellular tight junction assembly.